AUGGCGGCUUCCAUCUUCAGAAAUGCAGGACAGAUUCUCCUCCCUGUGAAGUUCGCCAUUUCAAGAAGGUUAUGCCUUGCUUCUCAGUCUCCUCCCCAGCUCCAUGGAUUCUCCAACUUGGACUCCCUCGUUUCCGCUGUAAUCACUGCGGUAACCUCCUGUGCAUCUAUCUCCAACUGCCGUUCGAUUCAUUGCAAGGUGAUGAAAUCACUGAGUUUCAGCCAUGGGUUCAUCGGGGAUCAGUUGGUCUCCGCUUACUUAAGGUUGGGUUUCACAAAAGAUGCAUGCAACAUGUUCGAUGAAUUGCCUGACAGAGACUUGGUCUCGUGGAAUUCCUUCAUAUCCGGGUUCUCGCGCAGAGGGGAUCUCAGUAACUGCUUGAACGCCUUCUCAGCCAUGAAGCUUGAAACAGGAGUCGAAGCAAAUGAAGGUACGAUCGUUCCAUUAAUAUCCGCAUGCACUGAGACGAGAGCUCUGGAUAUUGGUACAUACAUUCAUGGAUUCAUCCUGAAGUUUGGAAUGCUUCUCGAGCUCAGAAUUGCUAACGUUCUGAUUAACAUGUAUGGGAAGUCUGGCUAUUUAGAUGGUGCAAGUGGAUUGUUCGAGGCAAUCCCAAUUCCAAAUUUGGUCUCCUGGAACUCCAUAAUUGCAGUUCAUGUCCAAACGGGAAAGCCAGAGGAAGGAAUUGGGUACUUUAUUCGUUCACGAAGAGCAGGGAUCAAACCAGAUCAAGGCACUCUAAUCACAACACUUGAAGCAUGCGAAGAACUCGGUUCAGCCAAGCUGGCAGAGGCUAUCCAUGGCUUCCUCUUCAUUACAGGUCUUGACUCGAACCUAACUCUAGCUACUGGAUUAUUGAGCUUGUAUUCCAAACUUGGUUCAUUGGUCGCUUCACAGAAGGUUUUCGGCCAUAUUAGAAAUCCUGAUUCCAUAGCAUGGACUGCCAUGCUCGCAAGCUAUGGAGUUCACGGGAAAGGGAAAGAAGCUGUGAAAACUUUCAAGCUGAUGGUAAAAGAAGGUGUAGCUCCUGAUCAUGUCACUUUCACUCACUUGUUGAACGCUUGCAGCCAUGCAGGUCUUCUGAAAGAAGGUAAGGCCUACUUCGAGGUUAUGACAUUGAUCUAUGGGGUCGAACCAAGGGUCGACCACUACUCGUGCAUGGUUGAUCUCAUGGGUCGAGCCGGACUUCUUAGUGAUGCUUACAAGCUCAUUAUAAGUAUGCCAAUGAAGCCAAACUCUGGCGUCUGGGGAGCUCUAAUGGGUGCCUGCAAGAAGCACAACAAUAUCGAACUUGGGAAGGAAGCGUUCGAUAAUAUGCUCGCUUUGGAACCUUUGGACUCGAGAAACUACCUCUCUUUAUCAAAUAUGUACUCUUCUGCUGGUCUACGGAAGGAAGCCUCCGAAGUGAGGGGAUUGAUGAAGAAGAGAAGUGUCAUUCGAAUCCCCGGUUCAAGUUGCAUCGAGCAUGAGAAGCGAAUCCACCGGUUUGUCUCGGGCGAUCGGUCUCAUCCUUUGGAGGAAGAGAUAUCAAAGAAGUUGGAGGAGCUUGUAAAGAAGGUUAGAGGAAGUGGGGCUUGGGCAAGAACAGAGUUCGUUCUGCAAGAUGUUGAUGAUGAGGAGGUGAGAGAGGAUAUGAUCAACAAGCAUAGCGAGAAGCUAGCCAUUGCAUUUGGUCUUAUGGUGAGUGCCAAUCUAAGAAUGCCUCUGGUCAUCACCAAGAACCUCAGGAUAUGCGGGGACUGUCAUGAAUUCGCAAAGGUCGUGUCGAGGCUCGAGGGUCGCGAGAUCAUCAUUCGAGACACGAAGCGGUUUCAUCAUUUCUCCAAUGGAUCGUGUUCGUGCAGAGACUACUGGUGA
Molecule: messenger RNA, 1857 nt
Organism: Linum tenue
Lineage: Eukaryota; Viridiplantae; Streptophyta; Magnoliopsida; Malpighiales; Linaceae
Source: the annotation of a GenBank genome assembly